AUGGAUGGACAUGAAGCUAUCGAAAUGAAUGCAUGGUCGCCUCGCUCAAGAAUACCACCCACAUCUUCACAGCUUGACUCCAUGGAGGGAUUUUUUCUCGAGGUGGAUACAUUGAAAGAUGAUCUGGAUGCUAUCAACAGAAAUGUGGAUGAAAUCGCACAAUUGCACAAUGCGGCUCUGACAACUUUCAAAGAUCAGCAAUUUGAUGCAGCAUCCAAAGAUUUGGCACGGCUAAAGCGAGAGACACAAAAGUUGAACAUGGAUCUGAAAAACAGGCUAAAAGCUCUCCAAAUGAGCAGAUUCCAAGCAAGCAGCCCUUCGGUUGCCAAAAUACGUCGUGUACAGAUAGAGGCGCUUUGGAAGCGAUUCUUUGAGACCAUUGAACGCUAUCAGGAUAUGGAACGGAUGUACGAAAGAAAAUACCGGCAACGUAUCGAAAGACAAAUCAAGCUUGUGAAACCAAGUGCUUCGCAGGACGAAGUGGAUCGCAUCGUUGAAUCCAAUGAUCCAUCACAAAUUUUUGCCCAAUCACUUGUACAUACGACGCGCAGCAAUCAAGGGCAACAGGUGCUUGCUGAAGUACAGAAUCGCCAUGACGAUAUCAAGCAUAUUGAAAAAACCAUUGUGGAACUCCAUCAAUUGCUAGCAGACAUGUCAAUGCUUGUUGAACGGCAAGGCGAGAUGUUGACUGAUAUUGAGCAAAAUGCUGAAUACUCUGCUGGUCAUGUACAACAAGGGAACACGUUGGUGGAUCGAGCGAUCAAACAAGCCAAAGCAACACGACAUAAAAAGUGGAUAUGCCUAUUGCUGGCAAUUUUGAUCUGUGUAGCCAUUGCGGUUUUGGUAUGGUGGUUUGCAUUUGAUCAUCCGGGAGUGGGAGAAAGUAACCAAGGCAACACGCAGUAA
This is a messenger RNA of Lichtheimia ornata, 906 nucleotides long. RefSeq lists its product as uncharacterized. Gene Ontology annotation, biological process: intracellular protein transport; exocytosis; vesicle fusion. Gene Ontology annotation, molecular function: SNARE binding; SNAP receptor activity. Gene Ontology annotation, cellular component: plasma membrane; SNARE complex; endomembrane system. NCBI's taxonomy places the organism in Eukaryota, Fungi, Mucoromycota, Mucoromycetes, Mucorales, Lichtheimiaceae. The record is from RefSeq and is a predicted model, not a curated record. The transcript is spliced from 9 exons. Bases 1 to 906 code for a protein of 301 amino acids.